ACCGCGCCAUGGCUUCCUUCAACAAGUCCGCACGUACGACCAGAUGAAAGCAAAGCUCGGCGUUUUUUAAUGGAACACUAGCCUGAACGAAGGAAUAGUACGUUUGUUCGUGUGUGGUUGCGUUGCCGAGAUCGAUCGAUAGACAGGGUAGCAGCUAGCCCAGACACACACAUAUUGGUCUGUGGCCAUAUGGCGGGGCUGGGGUUUCCGAGGAGCAAGGAGGCGGCCCGUAGCCACGCGGUGUCGUUCCUCCUCGGCGCGGCGCUGCCCACUGCCCUCCUCUUCUUCCUCGCGUCCGACCGCCUCGGCGACGGCUUGUCCACCAUCUCGCACAGCUGGGGGAACGGGCCGGCGGGCGACGACGAAGCAAACCAGCAUGCCAUGUUCAAGGGCCUAGCCGAGCUGCUGCCGAGAGUUGCCAUGGACGACAGGACGGUGAUCAUCACGUCGGUGAACGAGGCGUGGGCGCGGCCCGGCUCCCUGCUGGACCUCUACCUCGACAGCUUCAGGAACGGCCAGGACACCGCGCACCUCCUCGGCCACCUCCUCGUGGUCGCGCUCGACGCCCGCGGCUUCCGCCGCUGCCAGGCCGUGCACCCUCACUGCUACCUCCUCCUCAACGUCACGUCGUCCGUGGACAUGAGCUCCGCCAAGCCGUUCAUGAGCACGGACUACCUGGAGCUCGUCUGGACCAAGCUCGUCUUCCAGCAGCGCGUGCUGGAGCUCGGCUACAACUUCCUUUUCACGGACUGCGACAUGGUAUGGUUCCGCAACCCGUUCCAGCACUUCCCCGUGUACGCCGACAUGAGCUGCUCGUCGGACGACUUCAAGCCGUCGCGCGCGCCGCUGGACAACCCGCUCAACACAGGCCUCUACUACAUCAAGUCGACGCACCGGAGCGUCGAGAUGAUCAAGUACUGGCGGGCGGCCAGGGAGAGGUUCCCGGGGCAGCACGACCAGGCCGUGUUCGUCAACAUCAGGCACGAGCUCGUCACCAAGCUGCAGGUCAGGAUCCAGCCGCUGGACACGGUGUACUAUGGAGGGAUCUGCGAGUACCACGACGACCCCGAGAAGGUCUGCACCAUCCACGCCGACUGCUGCGUUGGGCUGGACACCAAGGUGCACGACCUCAAGGCCUUUGCCGCGGACUGGAAGAACUACACCAGCCAGGCGCCGGAGGAGAGGCAGAAGGCUGCUUUCAAGUGGACCUACCCGACUCGGUGCCGGGAUUCCAUAGGUUGGCGUAAGCCUUGACUAGCGCGCAAUCUCAAGUGGGUAACAGGAGCCAUUGUAUAAUAUUUUUAAACAUGACAUACAGACACCCGAGAAUGUAUGCACGCCUGUCCACUGUUAGGACUCCUGCAACCUUUGCUCAAAAUCUAGUCGCUUAUGCUCAAAAUCUAGCAACUAGAUACGAUAGAACUUGAGAUAUACCUUUAUGUUGGUCAAUGAUGCUAUUGAGACGGUAUAUAUAGCUA
Messenger RNA from Zea mays, 1478 nucleotides. RefSeq lists its product as uncharacterized. Lineage: Eukaryota; Viridiplantae; Streptophyta; Magnoliopsida; Poales; Poaceae. The coding region runs from base 190 to 1254 and encodes 354 amino acids. The record is from RefSeq and is a predicted model, not a curated record. The transcript is spliced from 3 exons.